Messenger RNA from Saprolegnia parasitica CBS 223.65, 1317 nucleotides. RefSeq lists its product as hypothetical. NCBI's taxonomy places the organism in Eukaryota, Oomycota, Saprolegniomycetes, Saprolegniales, Saprolegniaceae. Gene Ontology annotation, biological process: SCF-dependent proteasomal ubiquitin-dependent protein catabolic process. The transcript is spliced from 7 exons. Bases 1 to 1317 code for a protein of 438 amino acids. The record is from RefSeq and is a predicted model, not a curated record. Gene Ontology annotation, cellular component: SCF ubiquitin ligase complex.
AUGUCGCUGCAAGCGUCGUGCCUUCUGGCAUUGGCUGACCUGUUGACCAGCGGUGCGACCGACGUCGACGCAUACGCAGCUGCCACGUCAUCCUUGCCUGUGCACUUGCGUCAUGGGCUCUGGUGCCUCCUCAAGGCCAAAGACACGUGUUCACGCACCGUGCUUGCCGCCGUCUUGAGCGAUGAGUUCGAAGACGUGCAUGUGACCGGCUACCGAGGCGACCUCGCCGCGUUCAUUGACGCAUGGCGUGAUGCGAACGUCGGCUGCAGCGUAGCGACACUGACGCUGUCGAGCCUCCCGUGGUCAGAUGGGGACUUGUAUGUGCUCCUCGACGCACUGCCGCAGCUUCGCCUUUUGGACACUGCCUACGUCAACGCCCUCCACGACGAGCAUGUGCGCAGUGUUGUGGCGUCUGCGCCGACGCUCUGCGAGCUGCGCUUGAGCUGGUGCCCUCUUCUGACCGACGCCGCCCUCGGACAUAUCGUCGCGCAUGUAUCGCAGACCCUCCAAGUGCUCUUCAUUCCUGGCACAGCCGUCACGACGCACGGCGUCUUGGCGUUGGCUGCGUGCAAGCAACUGCAACAGCUCAACCUACAAGCCUGCGAUCGCGUGCAUGGCUUGCCGCUGGGGCUUGGGCGCCUCACGCACCUCGACGUGCGAGGUCUGAGCUGCGUUCCGACCGAAACACUGAUGGCCGUCUUGAAGCCGAUUUGGCCGCAGCUGCGCCACGUGAGUCUCGGCGAGAGCAGUUUGAGUGCGUCGGCAUGGACGCAGCUCGUGGCCGCGACGCGCACUCGUCAUGACCAUAUCACGCAACUCGAUCUUUCGUGGUGCUUUCAGCUCGACGCCAAGGCACUUGCACUCAGUUUACCCGCGUUCUCCCAGCUACACGUGCUCAAGUUGCGCUGCUUGGACCUCGACGACGAUGUCCUCUUCGCCAUUGCAACGACGUGUUCAAACCUACGCAAGCUCAACCUCGCGCGGUGCCGCAACAUGACGGACGACGGGCUCCAGUGCAUAGCAAGCCGCUGCUCGCAGCUCCAAGUUGUCGACUUGUCGUGGUCGAUAGUGUCGGACGCGACGGUGCACACGAUGCUUUCCCACUCGAAAUUCUUGCAGCGUCUAAGUCUCCAAGGCUGCAAAGCUCUUCACGGUGCAUUCCUCGAUGCGAUGUGCGCCGACAAAAUCGCUCAGCGCUUGACGCACCUCGACCUCUCGUGGGUCAACGGCGUUGCUACCGAGAGGGUGCAGGCCCUCUUGCCGCAGCUGCCGGCGCUCGAAGUUCUCGGGUACUAUGGCGAGCGCAUUUUGCACUAA